Messenger RNA from Ipomoea nil (Japanese morning glory), 2933 nucleotides. Its product is annotated as probable GTP diphosphokinase RSH3, chloroplastic. The record is from RefSeq and is a predicted model, not a curated record. Gene Ontology annotation, biological process: guanosine tetraphosphate metabolic process. The transcript has 18 exons. Gene Ontology annotation, cellular component: chloroplast. NCBI's taxonomy places the organism in Eukaryota, Viridiplantae, Streptophyta, Magnoliopsida, Solanales, Convolvulaceae. Bases 148 to 2742 code for a protein of 864 amino acids.
UUUUUAUAUAUAAAUAAGUGCUGAAGCACAGUUGGGUGGUUUCAACAGGCAGUUUUUAGAUUCUUUCAAUUUGUACAGAUGAUUAUAUAUAUAUAAUAAUAAUUUUAAUUUUAAUUUCAUAAGAAUCAACUGUCAACCAACCGAGAAAUGACUCCAUGCCAGUCUUCAACGAUGUUCACUCACAGAAGCACUUCGAUUCUCCGUAAAAAUUCCCUUUUCAUUUACUUUUCCAUCCGAAAUUCCGCGAAAUUCCGAUGUAUUCUCGAUCAGGUAGUGCCAAAUUUUACGGUUUCGUCGUCGCUCAGCUCGGUGUUGACCUCCGGCAACGCGAUUGCAGCUGCGGCCGCGGUCGGUUCUGGCACUGUUCAUGGAGCGGUGACGUCAGCCAUAACGCAGGUGGCCGUUACGGCGGUGGCGAUUGCCUCCGGAGCUUGCCUUUCCACUAAGGUCGAUUGUUUAUGGCCUAAAGUGGAUGAGCAGCCUGGAUCACUAGUAUUGGAUGGAGUAGAUGUUACUGGGUGCCCAAUAUUUAAUGAUCCAAAGGUGCUUAAGGCAAUUGAGUUUGCAAGGAAGGCUCACCAUGGCCAAGUACGGAGGACUGGCGACCCUUAUUUGACACACUGUCUUCACACUGGAAAAAUUUUAGCAUUAUUGGUUCCAUCCUCUGGGAAAAGAGCUGUUGAUACUGUUGUUGCUGGAAUUCUCCAUGAUGUCAUUGAUGAUACACGAGAAAGUUUGGUCAAUAUAGAGAGAGAGUUCGAUGUUGAUGUUGCCAAGUUGGUUGCCAGUGUGUCUAGACUGAGUUACAUCAAUCAGUUAUUGAGGCGGCAUCGCAGGUUAAACACGAAUGAAGCUACCCUCAGUGAUGAAGAGGCAAAUAAAGUACGGGUGAUGCUGUUGGGAAUGGUUGAUGAUCCACGUGUGGUGCUUAUCAAGCUUGCAGAUCGUCUUCAUAACAUGAGAACCAUAUAUGCACUACCUCCAGCUAAAGCUCAAUCAGUUGCACAGGAGACACUAGCUAUUUGGUGUUCACUUGCUUCCAGACUAGGCCUUUGGGCACUAAAAGCGGAACUUGAAGAUCUAUGUUUUGCUGUGCUUCAGCCUCAAGUAUUUCGUUGCAUGCGAGCUGACCUGGCUUCCAUGUGGAGUCAUUCCAAGUUAAGCAAUCUGAGAAAAUUAUCUGCAAGAUCCAGUUCUCUGGCACUGAAAAAUAGGAAAAAUCUAGCCCCUCUGCAAGAAUCUGUAGAGAGUGACAAGGAAAAUAUAAGCAUGAAGGAUACUUUACAAGCUGUACUUCCUUUUGAUAUCUUACUAGACAAAAAGAAGCGCAUUGACUUUCUUAACAGACUUGGCACAAGUUCAGAAAUGGAAACAAAGCCAAAGAUUGUGAGGGAUGCUGGCAUUGCUUUAACAUCUCUAGUAGUUUGUGAAGAAGCAUUGGAGCGAGAAUUAUUUAUAUCUACCUCCUAUGUUCCAGGAAUGGAAGUGACUGUGUCCAGCCGCCUGAAAAGCUUAUAUAGUAUAUACUGUAAGAUGAAAAGAAAAGAUGUUGCUAUAGAUAAAGUGUAUGAUGCACGUGCUUUGAGGGUUAUUGUUGGAGAUAAAGAUGGAAAGUUACAUGGCCAAGCAGUUCAGUGCUGCUAUAAUCUUCUCAACAUUUUACACAGGCUAUGGUCCCCUAUAGAUGGUGAGUUUGAUGACUACAUUGUUAAUCCUAAACCAAGUGGCUACCAGUCCCUGCACACUGCAGUACAAGGUCCUGACAACUCUCCUUUGGAAGUUCAAAUAAGAACACAGAGGAUGCAUGAGUGUGCUGAACAUGGACUUGCUGCACAUUGGCUUUACAAAGAAGCUGAAAACAAGAUGCCUGUGAAGGAAAGCAUCAGUGAUUCUGAGACAACUACAUCCUCGUACUUGUCAACAGAAAUACAAGAUCAAGGUUCAGUUGAAGAUGAAGUGUUUCAUAAGUAUAGUUCUUUAAAAGCAGGGCAUCCUGUCCUUAGAGUAGAAUCGGAUAAUUUGUUUGCUGCAGUAAUUGUAAGUGUAGAUAAAGAUGGAAAAGAAUUGCUUGUUGCUGUAAACGUUGGACUUGCAGCUUCUGAAGCAGUAGCUGAUAGAAGAUCUUCUAAUCAAAUAAAAAGAUGGGAAGCUUAUGCAAGACUGUAUAAAAAGGUGUCUGAUGAAUGGUGGUGCCAACCAGGACAUGGAGAUUGGUGGACUUGCCUGGAAAGGUAUACACUUUGUCGAGAUGGCAUGUACCACAAGCAAGACCAAUUUCAGCGACUACUUCCGACUUUCAUCCAAGUCAUUGAAUUGACGGAAGAAGAGGAGAAUCUCUACUGGAAUAUCAUGUCUGCUGUAUUUGAAGGCAAACCUGUCACUGUUGCUGUAUCUAACUCAAGUUUCAAAGAGAAAGUAAGCCCUAUAGCUGCUGCAAAUUCAACUCUAACAAAUACUGGGAUCAAUAACAAGGUACAUUUGCUGAGGACAAUGCUUCAGUGGGAGAAGCAGCUACGCUCUGAAGCGGGUAUUCCCUACAAAAGCACCAGUUCUGUUCUUCUUGGUGAAGUCGUCGUUGUUUGUUGGCCUCAUGGCGAGAUAAUGCGGCUAAGGACCGGUAGCACAGCUGCUGAUGCUGCUAGAAGAGCAGGACAUGAAGGAAUAUCAGUCUCGGUAAAUGGUCAAGUCGUGCUGCCCGGUACCGAGCUAAAAGAUGGUGAUGUUGUUGAAAUUAGGUCUUAGAUCUUAGAAGCAUUUUCACGACAUUCAGUUAGUACAUGUAUAUUUUUGUGAAAAAAAAAAUGUAGAUGUGUGGAAGUGAGCUGUUGAUUCAUAAUGUCAUUGUUGUUGGCUGGUUGGUGCUGUAAAGCUUUAGGGAUGCCCAAUUGUACAGAGAUGCAUAAUAAUACAUGUUUCGAUUAACCUUCUAAGCU